Molecule: messenger RNA, 3984 nt
Organism: Solea solea (common sole)
Lineage: Eukaryota; Metazoa; Chordata; Actinopteri; Pleuronectiformes; Soleidae
Gene: stim1a
Product: stromal interaction molecule 1a
Exons: 14
Coding region: 262-2706 (814 amino acids)
Biological process (GO): intracellular calcium ion homeostasis; activation of store-operated calcium channel activity; store-operated calcium entry
Cellular component (GO): endoplasmic reticulum; plasma membrane
Molecular function (GO): calcium channel regulator activity; calcium ion binding; protein binding
Source: RefSeq, a predicted model, not a curated record
GAGCGUCCCUCUUGUCUCGUCGUCCACAUUCUGCGGUUGUUUCGGUUCAGUCUCUUCUCGGUCGCUGGGAACGAGACGAGUCUUUUUCUCUCACUCGCUCUCUCUCUUCGUCCAUCGUCGGGAGGAGGAGGAGGAGGAGGAGGAGGUGGAGUUCACUGUGUGCUUCAACUCCGGGGGAACCAGGCAUCUGCUGCAAUGUUGACACGCAGCUGAAAGGACACAAUCUGCUGGCACCGAUUACAUGACAGCACACCAUCAGUCAUGGAGUCUAUCAAAUCUGUGACCCUGUGGAUAUUUUGCUUGUGUCUCUUUGGGAAAAGUUUGACUGAAAAACCAAGUUCGCCCAUGCCGGACAGUCCAGUCGUAGAGAAUGGGAUGUCAGAUUUUUGUCGCAUCGAUGACUCACUGUGCAAGGAUGACAACGCACUCCUCAGCUUCGAGGCCAUCCGUAGUAUCCACAAGCAGAUGGACGAUGACGCCAACGGCAAUGUAGACGUGGCGGAGACGGAUGGCUUCCUGAGAGAAGAUCUUAACUACCAUGACCCGAAGGCCAAGCAUAACAGUUUCCACGGGGAUGACCAGCUCAUCAGUGUGGAGGACCUUUGGAAUGCGUGGAAAGGCUCUGAAGUGUAUAACUGGACAGUGGACGAGGUGGUGGAGUGGCUUAUCACCUACGUGGAGCUGCCACAAUAUGUGGAUGCAUUUCGCAAGAUGAACUUUAAUGGAAGUACCAUGCCAAGGCUUGCCAUUAAAAACGCCACUCUGACUCUGUCUAUUCUGAAGAUUUUGGAUCGUAGCCACGUGCAAAAGUUGCAGCUCAAGGCUUUGGACACAGUUCUGUUUGGAGCACCUCUGAUGAAUAGACAUAACCACUUGAAGGACUUCAUGCUGGUCGUGUCGAUAGUCAUAGGCAUGGGUGGCUGCUGGUUUGCCUUCAUCCAGAAUCGCUACUCAAAGGACCACAUGAAGAAGAUGAUGAAGGACCUGGAGGGCCUGCAGAGAGCUGAGCAGAGUCUGCAUGACCUGCAGCAGAAGCUGCAGAUCGCCCAGGAAGAGCACCGUACAGUGGAGGUGGAGAAAGUCAACCUGGAGCAGAAACUGAGGGAUGAGAUCAACACGGCCAAGCAGGAGGCCCAGCGACUGAGAGAGCUGCGAGAGGGCACAGAGAACGAACUGAGUCGCCAGAAGUAUGCAGAAGAAGAACUGGAACAGGUCCGAAUGGCUCUGAAGAAAGCUGAGAAGGAGCUGGAGUCUCACAGCAGCUGGUCACCACCAGAUUCUCUCCAGAAGUGGUUACAGCUCACCCAUGAGGUGGAAGUGCAGUACUACAACAUCAAGAAGCAAAAUGCUGAACGGCAACUCCUGGUCGCCAAAGAAGGGGCAGAGAAGAUAAAGAAAAAGAGGAACACUCUCUUUGGGACUUUCCACGUGGCUCACAGCUCCUCUCUGGAUGAUGUGGACCACAAGAUCCUGGCAGCAAAACAAGCCCUCGGUGAGGUCACGGCUGCGUUGCGGGAGAGGCUUCUUCGCUGGCAACAGAUUGAGAUCCUCACGGGUUUCACCAUUGUCAACAACCCGGGCCUGCCCUCGCUGGCUUCAUCCCUCAACCUGGACCCCACCUUCAUGGGCGGCAGAGCAACGCCGCAGCACUUCAUCAUGUCCGACGACAUGGACGACUUGGACGAGGAUAUCAUGCCCGGAACUCUGCAAUAUGGCACCAGACUGCUGGAGAGGAGAGCCAGUGACCUGUGGUCCGUCGGUUCAGACUGUCAGCACUUGUGGAAACAUCCUGCUCCCAGUAUGAUGUCUCUGCGCCAACGCCACAUUGACCCCCAGCUGGCCAUGGGCUCCCAGAGGUUGGUAGAGAGUUGUGUGUUGGCGGGGCAGCAGGGAGAGGGCAGAUCUAGGGCUCCAUACAGGCAGUCGCGUAGCCAGUCUUUUGGGCAUAUCGACUAUGUCCCCAUGCCUCCUUCUCUGUCCUCGGCUGUGUCUCACCCUUCCAUCAUCUGUACCGCAAACCCAAACUUGCAGUCCCUGUCCUCCUCUUCCUCCUGUCUACCCGGCACUGUGGGUGGCGGCGUCGCCUCUCAUUCCUCCCAUUCAUAUCACGGUUCUUUCCAGCCCAUGGAUCCCAUUCCAGAUUUCAUCUUCACUGACGACACCAAAGCUCACUCCUCACGCAGCGACAGCCUGGGGGACUUAAAUCGCUCCGACUCCGACUCCUCCCUGUCCCUCUCUCAAGUUGGCGAUCGGCUCGCUGCCUACAGCUCCAAGGGCCACAUAAUCAAGCCCACAUCUCUCAUGUACGGGCUGUCCGGCCGUGCGGAAGAUUCCGUCUCGCUGCACGCUUACACCCCUAACGGAGGGAACCGCAUACAGGAGGGCAGCCCCGCCGAGUUCGCCGCCGACAGCCCCCUACUCAUGAAGAAGUUGUACGGCAUGGAACAGUCGCCCAGUCCGGGAGACGUCAACAGUCUGACGGAGUCGUCCCGCUCCCUCAGCCCCAACUCCACCGAACCUGACACACCGUCGCCGACGGGAGGGCAGCUCGGGUCUGCAGCGUCCAAGAGCAACAGUCGCAUCCCGCAGCUGACGUCCAAGAAGAGCCCGCUGGAAGAGGACAGCGGCUCAACGGGAGAAGACACAGAUUCCACUGCCAGCCGCAAGAAACACACCUUCAAGAUCUUUAAGAAACCGAAGAAGUAAGGGGGCGACGUGAACUACAAGGCAAAUCAAAGCUGUUAAAGACUGUAUCUGUUUUUGGAGGAAAAAAAAAGAAGUUUGGGUCAGGGUUUAGUGAAAUGAUGCAUCGUCGUGUAGGUAUGUCUUGGUGUAGGACGCCUACUGUGAGAAACUGGACCGUGGGAGCAAGUAGCCGUUCCGUUUUAUCUGCGUCAAUGUUGUGGGAGAAUGGGGUAGAUUUGUAUAUUGGAAUGUAUAGAAUUAUUUAUUCAGCAGGAAAACUCGUGCCAGUCUCGGAGGGAAACUGGUCUCCCAGGUGUUGUUUUUUCCUUUCUUGUUCUAAAAAUCUAUAACAUUUUUUGCAUGUCUUCUCUUUUGUUUUGAUUGAUAACGCGAAUGCUUAGUGUUUGCUUGGUUCUCGUCGUCGACUUGCGUAGACAACACUCGAUGUUUAUUUGAUUACUACCUAGCCACCUUGCCUAUGAAUCCAAAGUGAAUGCACACCUUUUUGUUUUUACUUUGUUUUUAUCGAUGGUUACACGUUUUCUUGUCUUUUGUUGUCGUCUUGCUGGCAGAACAAAGUAACGCGUUCUGGAAGUCCUCUGGAGAAGUGGAGUUAGUGUAAGAUUUCCCCCUUUUUGGCUGUCGAAAAUGGUGUAAAAUGGUGAAAAAACAACUUGGAUUUAAUCUACAAAAGAGGGUUUGGGGCGAGAGGUAAAUCUGUCGUCACAGAUUGACCAUGAGAUUUUAGUUAGGGGGCUUUUGGGUCUAGGGUUUUUGUUUAAUAUAAUGGUUGAAUUUAAUGCCAAAGCUUAUCUUUAAUUACAUUUUGGGGUUGAUGGUAACAGUAUAUGUUAUAUCACUGAACCAGGAGGGAAGACAAGUGUUAGAAUUUUUUUCAGAUAAAUGUCCAACAAGGAUGUUGGUAUCUAUUUUGUAUUUUCCCAAAGCAGAAGUGCUACCAGAAUCAGAAAUGACCAAAAUCUUAAACCUGACGUACACUGGAAAAUAUACUAGAUGUCUAUCAAUUACCUAAAUGCGUUUUUUUUUUCAUCCUUUUAGACUUUAAAAAAAGGAAAACCUCUUACAGAAAGGAAUACAACACUUCAAUUUAAUGACUCUGACGUCUAUGAUUUCCUAUGAUCCUGUUUCUGGUUGAUUGUGUUUUAAUGAUUUAAGUGGACGAUGAAAACUUCCCGGCAGUUUGUCGGUGAGGGCUGGGCGCUGGUAAGGGCUAAACUACAAGGCGAAAGUAUUUGCUCUGUAUGAAUUAAAAAAAAAAAAAAAAACAAGAAAAAAAAA